Molecule: messenger RNA, 1026 nt
Organism: Effrenium voratum
Lineage: Eukaryota; Dinophyceae; Suessiales; Symbiodiniaceae
Source: the annotation of a GenBank genome assembly
AUGGAAGCGCUGUUGCACGGCCUGGCAAGAAUCUGGCACAUGACGACGUGGUUCUAUGCUGUGGCGAGCUGUUUGUGUGCCCUGAUCAUCCACCGAUGGGCUGGCUGUGCAGAUGCGUUGCCUCCAACUUUGUCGGAGUCGACUGCUACCUUAUUGGUGAAUCUGCUUCACUCAAUUCGCACGGUGACAGUCUUCCUCUUAGGCUUCUUCCUCUCUGCAUGCUUAAACCGCUGGUGGGCCAUGCGCAACGAUGGGAUCGGAAGCCUUUGGGGUUCCAUGAACGACUUGUCUCUGCUUGUGGCAAGCUAUUUUCCCCGGGAUGACCCAGAGGACGGCCUGGUCAGGGAACGACUUCUUCGCUGGUCAGUUCUGUCACACGAGCUCAUGUACAAGCAGGCCAUGGGAGACGAGAAUUUGGAUGAUUUGGUGCAAUGUGGACUGCUUGAACAGGAUGAGCAGCAAGUCCUGCAGCCUUUGCCGUCCAAAGGGCAAGUGGUUUGGGCAUGGGCCUCUUCGUACAUUGCACAUUUGGCUGCGGGGCCAGUUGACCAGGGCGGCAGCCGGCUUCCUUUCCCUGUCACGACAAUGCCAGCUAUGCAGCGGCUUUGUUGCCAAGCACGUGGUGCAAUCGGAGCAACUCUAUCUUAUGUGGACACGCAAGUUCCCUUUCGCUAUAUGCAUGCGUUAGGACUUGUUGUGGCAAUGCACAAUAUCAUGCAAGCUAUCACGUCCACGGUUGUCAUCGCCCGCGCUCUCUGCAAGCAAAACUAUAUCACGGCAAGUGUUGAAGUACUUUGUGUCGUGUUCUUCCCCACAGUGUUUGCAGGUUUGCUUAAUGUGGGGGCUGGGAUGCUGAAUCCUCUUCGCUCCUGCUCUGACACAGAUUUCCCCCGUGGAGCAUUUUCGUACUUCAUGCUCUCCGAAAACCGUGGUUUUCAUCAAGGGUGCUUGCAGCUGCAGAACAAAUGGUUCAGUGGCAGCCCCAGCAACAAGGUGGCUUCGAGCAGCUGUGGCAAUCUAUCCUAG